ACGUACUGUUUAGAAGCGACGUCACUGCAAAGAUGGCGACUGACAGACGAAGAUGCACGGUCUUCUUUUGUAUAGUUAUUUUUCAACUAUUUAGUCAGAUUACAGCAAAAUCAAGUGUUAUAGACCUCAAUGAAGAUAACUGGUAUCAGAUGCUUGAAGGAGAAUGGAUGGUAGAAUUUUUUGCUCCAUGGUGCCCAGCAUGCAAGGCCUUGAAACCAGCCUGGGAGGAUUUUGCAAGUUGGAGCAAUGAUCUUGAGAUAUCUGUAGGCCAGGUUGAUGUGACUACUUCUCCUGGACUUUCUGGACGCUUCAUGGUAACUGCACUUCCCACCAUAUACCAUGUCAAGGACGGAGUGUUCCGACAAUACAGGGGUUCACGUGACAAGGAUGAGUUCAUGAACUUUGUGGAGGAACGUCGUUGGCAGGAAGUAGAAGAAGUUCCUGUCUGGAAAUCACCUGCCUCAUUCCAGAUGUCUGUUGUUUCUCAGUUCUUUAAGGUCAAAGUUAGGAAGUUGACAAGUUGGUUGUCAAUGGUGCUUCGUUCAGUCCACUCGGUACUAGUUGAGGACUAUGGACUUCCUACAUGGGGCUCUUAUUUGGUGUUUGCUCUUGCCACGAUCUUGGUUGGUGCUCUGCUUGGACUGAUCUUGGUGUGUAUCAUCGACUUUGUGUUCCCGCCUAAAGCACCAGGGCCAGCUCCAGUAAUCACUUCAGCUGGGCUCAAAGCAGAUGAUGAUGAGGAAGAUUUAGUUGAAGACUCAGAAGUUAAAUAUAAUGUAAAGAAAGAAAAUCUUAAGUGCGAUGUAAAGGAAGAAGUACCAAAGGAAGAAACUCAUGAAGGAGAAGGAGAAAGGAGUGAUAAUGAGGUGGAUCACAAGGAAGAAGAGGAAGAAAAAGCACUGAGUGAGAGUGAAGACAAGGAAAAGGAGGAUUCACAAGUUGAAGAAGACAAUGAUUCACAGGCUGAAGAUGAUAAAGAAUGUAAGAACUCUCCAGAAGUGAGGCGCCGGCGUCCCAGGAAAGACUAGCAGAUUUAGGUUGAUCAAUAACCUAGCUUUCUUUGAUGUUGAUAACAAUAUUAUAUGUCCAUGAAAUCCAAUUACUAAACUGUUUGGAAUAUAAAGAGUUUAGUCAUCUAGAGAACUAUUGUAGGUGAUGUGUUAUUAAUUCCAGGAUUGACAGGAAUUCAAUGGAUUUGAGAAAGGGGAUUAGUUCAUUGACACAUCUCUCCCUCACUAUUUUGUUUGCUGGAGUAUCUCUUUACAUAUACAGUAUAUUCAUGUUGAAACUUGAGUUAUUGAAGUUGUUCUGCUAUACCACUAGUUGUGAGGCAGGCAUAAUGUGUUUGCACACAAGUGCAUUGACCUCAACCUAUUGUGUCUGCUGUACAGUAUCUGGUACUGACCAAAAGUUUAGGUUGCCCUUCCAACUGUGUAAUCCAUGAUAAGAAGCAGAAAACCCACCUAAGUUGUAGAUAAAUAUUGCUUGGUUCUAAUUUUGUUCAUUGUUUAUGUACAAAAAAUUGUGCAAACACUUAAGUUUUAAUAAUAUUCCAUUAUCAGGGCUUUCAUUGAUCAAACAUGCUUCAGGCUCCUAUUUUCCUGUACAGUGUUGCAAAAAAUAUUGUUUUGAAACAUAAUAAGUAUGCUUUGUGCCAGUAAUAACUAAAUAUAUAUACAGUACACAUAUAUAUUUUAGUUACACUUGCUUUGGCAGUCACAAUAAUUACAGAAGCUUUACAGCUUAUCCAUAAAUUGUUUGAGUAAAUCUUUUAAUUUCCUCAGACAUAAGUAUCAGAAACCAUAAACUACCACCAUUACUAUGACUAUAAAUUGGCCACAGAUUGAACUGAUCUGUGUUGGGAAAACUUCAAUAAAAUUUGAUGUUUUUCUUGUUGCAACAUUAGCAUAAAUGUGAAUUAUUGAUAUUGUUGAUUCUUCACAUUUUUUGUGUGUAGUUUAAUUUUGAUUCGCAAUCAACUUAUAACAAUAGGCAAAGCCCUUGUUAACAUCUCUUUUCUGCUAACUUUGUAUCACUUAUGCAUCCAAAUUACUAAAUGCUACAAUAAGCAUUAGGUGGUGUUUGCAAGUAUAGCAGCAGAAUAUGUGUGUACAGUAAGUCCUCGCUUAACGUCGUGGUUCCGUUCCUGAAAGCCGCAACGUUAACGGAAACAACAUUAAUGGAAUCAAUUUUCCCCAUAAAAAAAUAUAUAUAAAAUACGGGAGUUACGUUCCUCAGCUUCCCUUUAACACAUAAAAUACAUUACAUAUACAUAAAUUCAAUUUAAUUUUAUAGAAAAUAGUAUAUAUUAUACAUCCAAAAAGAUAAAUAAACUAAAUCAUUUUGUAUUGUACUCACUCAUGGGCAGAGGUGGAGCAAGUGUGUGGUGGAGAGGAGGAGGAUGGCAAGUCACUGAGACCCGGAGGGUGGCACCUCCUCCCGCCUUGACUGGGUGAUGCGCCGUACAAAGUAGUCCGUGACAACGUUAUACCAAAUCGGCGGGACGUUUUCCAAAUCAUGGGUAUCUAAAGAAUAGCAACAUUAUAACGAAACAGCAUUGUUGGGGGCAACGUUAAACGAGGACUUACUUUAUUUGUCCAUGUUGAUGAAAGCACUGAUGUUCAAUCAUGUGGUGCUAUGCAGGCACUAUGUAUGUUGGUGUUUGGUUGGAUUCAUGAAAUUUUUAAUGUAAGGAUGGUAUGCACAAUAUUACUUCUCAGAAUGGUCUUUAGUUCAAGUCUUGGGAUAUCAUUGAAUGUAUUGUACACAUUUUAUAUAUCAUAUUCCUAACCAUAUGGAUUAUUCAGGAUAAUUUAGACACUGUAUAUAUAUAUUUGCUUGACCAUCUUUUUACAAGUGUUUUAAGUUUUGGAUUUUACUGUCCUUGGUUCUGCAAUAUUUUUACAGAACUGCUUUUGUGGUGGCUCACACAAUAUUCAUCUUCAAUAGUAUACUGUAUGAAGAAUAUUUGAGAACUGGGAGUACAUAGGAUCAUUACUAUCCACUUGUUUAUCAUUUUAAGUAUCUUUUUCAUUUAUUUCCUCUCUCUCUCUCUCUCUUCAUUUCUCUCUUUUCCUCUCUCAUGAAGUUAUCAGACUGUAAGUAGUGUAAUUGUUAUCCCUUUGUACCAGUUAUGUGCAAAUAAGACCUUGGGAUGAUUUCUUACCUUAUUAUUUUUUUAGGAUAUGCAAUUUAUUUUUAUUUGUUUAUUAUUAUUAUUCAUACUAGUGCCUGCUGACUGAUGGAAGUACUGUACAGUAGUUGUUUGUUUCCAACUCAGGCAUAGAAAUGGAGAUAUUUCAUUGUACCUAGUUUAGGCCAAAUUUUCCUACGGUAUAUUCCAUUAGUUCGCAUUUUACCUCCUUUAUAUAGUUGAUUCUGUGAUAUUACCAGCAAGUCAAACUACAGAUUAUUAAUGUAUGAGAUGGUGUGUGUUUUUGCUCAUGUUGACAAAAUGAUUCUACGGGAUAAGAUUUGACCUCAGACAGUAGUUUGACGUUUGUUUAUUAUAAUCAAGUACUUAUUGCAUCAGUCCCUUGAUGCAUAAAAUUAUAAUGUCCACCAGAUUAUAUAAAAUGCAGGGUAGGAUUUUAGGUAUCUGCAUUACUGUUGAUCUGAUUUCAGUCAGCUAUAUAAAGAAAUAUACAAGAUACAAGCAUCAUUGAUAUACCAUUACCAAAUUUAAGUUUGGCCUAUUAGUACCAAAUGUUUAUAAACAUGAAUAGUGUGUAUCGCACAUGCACACAACAUGGUCUCGAGUGUGGUAUAGUGGAUACUCGUCUCUCGGACUGGGUUUAAGCAGUGUUCAAUGUGGUUAGUACUUUGAUGGGUGAUAACCCAGGGAAACUACUCUAGCUUAUGCUGCUUGACAACACAGCUGGGUCCACCAUGGUAUUUCACAGACCACUUCUUCAAGCAGUAGGGAAGGACUCAAUUCAGGUUUGGAAUUAAAAUGGCUUUAAAAUUAUUUACGGACAUAUUUGUGUGUGUACCUUUGUGUAGUAUUCACCUAAAUACAGUUCAUACCUGGAUAACUGAUAUAAAAGUGUCUAGGUUUUAUUAAUCAGUUGAGACUGCAAAAUUUAUUUUGUCUUGGUUGAUUAAGUAGUUUGUGUUACUCUUACAUUUUUGUUUUUCUUUGUUCACAUAUUAGGUACUUGAACAGGCAAGUAAGGUGUUCUGUGAUUGUAAGAAUCACCAUGUAAACGGUGCGAUAAUUCAAUGUACAGUAUCUGUGAAUUGUACAUUUGCAUCACAUACUGUACAUCGUCAACUAAUGUGAUAUUAUAGUUGGAAGGCAUCAGUUGAAUUUAUUUUAAAUAGAUACUUUUACCCCAUUAUGUUGUGUACAUAGUAUUUUGCAUGAGUGGCAUUCUGGGAGAGAUUUAAUUAGUUGGGGUUUAGUAUGAUAGAAUUUCAUUUCCUGCACACUUGCUCACUGAUGUAGACAGUGUUGCAUUCCUACCAAAAAUGCUCUACUCACUUCGUGGAAGCUUUUAUCAAAACAUACAGACUAACUAAUAUAUAUAUAUAUAUAUAUAUAUAUAUAUAUAUAUAUAUAUAUAUAUAUAUAUAUAUAUAUAUAUAUAUAUAUAUAUAUAUAUAUAUAUAUAUAUAUAUAUAUAUAUAUAUAUAUAUAUAUAUAUAUAUAUAUAUAUAUAUAUAUAUAUAUAUAUAUAUAUAUAUAUAUAUAUAUAUAUAUAUAUAUAAUUUUUUGUCCCUACAUUUCUCUUUUACUGUAUGCCCUUAGAAUUUUUUGUAUUUAAUGAAAAGAUCAUCCCCGAUUAUCAAGUUUAUCACCACAUCUUACACAUAUCUUGCGUGUUCCUCUGUUAAAUAGAACAAGAUUGUAAUGAAAUGGAAAAUGUAUCGGUAUUUAUUAACCCUUUCACUCUUGGAAGUGAACAAAAUUUGUCUGAGCUGUAAUGCAAUAACAUUUACAUUGUUGACCUCUUAGUUAAUCCGUGGCUUAAAACUGGGGUUACCGAGUUAUUUUAUAGUAGCCCAUAUAUAGGCUCCACCCACCUAUUGUCUUGUCCCUGCAUCUCAUAUCUGGGAAUUAAGUUCUCCCUUUUUAUCUUUGUGAGCAUGUGCGUAUUAAUUUCUUUAUAAUUUUGUGGCUUUUCAUGUCCUGGCAGAAUAAGUUAAUGACAACAGUGAUGAGAAAUAUGUGCCUAAUAUUGGUGACUGACAGUAAUGAUUAUAAGUUACCAAUGGUAAUAUAUAUAAAAUUUAUGAUUUACCAACCUUAAGUUUUCUUUUCUGUCAUGCAAUAGACCUUAAAGUAUAUUAGAAGAAUAUUUAAUUCUCAUUAUUUGGUGUAAGACCAUGUAUUUCUUUAGUACUUAAUCUCCCCAUUAACUGGAAUCCCUGGUCCCUGGAACUUUUCAAUAGCUGUAAUUGAGUUUGAAAAAUUCCAUACGAAAACUCUUCGUUCUGGCCCUGAGAAUGAUUUCCAAGGAUGAAAUCAUGCACAUUUCUUGGAGAAAAAUAAAGAAAUCUCACUAAACCUCUCUAUUCUGGACAUGGGAACAAAUUUUCCGAGAGUUCCGAGAGAUUGCAUCAUGCUCCGACGCCCCCACGUGCAGGGCACUUGGGUAACUUGUGCGUUUAGUUCAUAUUUUGCUGCCAUUGUACAAGUUUGUUCCCUCACUAGCUGCUGUUUUUGCAUACAAUUUGUGUUGUGCAGUACUGUACAUUAUUGUACCAGGACACAAUUGGCCAAAAAUAGUGUUAAAGCAGUGUUGAGACAUAAAAAGUGAUUACAGUUACAUACACUGUACUAGACAUACAGCAGAGUGGGGAGUGUAUGCUUACUGUGAGCUAGUGUUUAGGUGUAUGUAUAGUGUACAGUGAAUGUACAGUAUCUCAGAAAAGUAUCUGCCAGGAAGGGUCAGAUGACUUCCGAAAUGCAACAUGCAAAUCAUGAUUAUCCUGGGAGGGUUUGUAUGCAUGGCUCUGUGGCAUAUUGAUCCUAUUACUUUUAGUAACCGAACAUCAUAUUAAUUGCACUGAAAUAAAUACACAUUGCAUUACAUAUGUUAAACUACAGAGCAGAAAUGUGCAAAUAUCAAUAUCUAUCAUCUGUGGUCUCAAUGUUUCACAGUGUGGACAGAUACUGUACAAUCCCUCCUUCAUGGAAGGAGAGGAGAGUGAACAGAAACAAAAAGGCAGAUCAUCCUGUGUCAUCAUAUCACCAUUUGGUCUACCUGCAUCAUAUGACAAACUCAAGUCAACAGCAUCUGCUGGUGAGUACAGUAUGCAGUAUUUUGUUUAUUUAUACUGUAUACAGUAGUAUAUUUUGUUUAUUUACAAUAUAUUAUGUGUACUGUACAGUGAUAUUUACUUAGAUAAAUGCAGCUCUGUUUGUCCGUGUGAGAUGCAUAGCUUAGACUCUCGGAAAACUCCCAGUACCCAAAAAAUUCCAGGGAUGAGAAAUUUGUCUAAAUACCCAUAAAUGUCUCAUUCCUGGAAGACCUUUGUCACAAUUAUUAUGGUUAACAUGGAUAUCAAGCUGGUCAUUCAUGAAGUUAAGGCCCUGGAUUUGUCUGGGGAAUACCAACCCACAAAUUGUGGAAAGAUUCAUGUACCGUAGUACAUGUAACAGUACACUACGGGUAUUUAAUUUUUUUAUUAUUCAGAUUUUGAUUAAUAUGUGCAAUUCAGUUCGGUGUCAAUGAAAAGGAGCAUUAGUUUCUUUUUGCCUCGUGUAAUGGCUCAAGCUCAGAGUUGUCAGUAAUAUCUUUAAAAACAAUCAUGGAUCUCAGCAGAUUAGACUUGGUUCCUGCCUUAGUGGGUUCAUGAGACUGUUUUCCUUAAUAGCUAGGAGUUUUAAUAAUUAUAGAAAGAGAGAUGGUGAAGUUUAUGCUUGCCAAAUUUUUGUCUUUCAUUGGUAUUUCAUUAUUAUAUAUUCACUCUAUUGACAUUUAUAUGCCAGAGUUACCAUAGUGACUACAUAAAAUAAUUAAACAUUGGAAUAACAAAGGUGGUCUGCUACCCAUAUUCAUCAGUGGGUUCUUUGGCUGUAACAUUUUAUUUAUAUUUUUUUAUCUAACAAGACUGCCAGGAACAGGUAAACAAAAGAAAUAGAUAGUUACAAGCUACCGCUAUGUUUCUGGGGGAAGAAAGAUUGCUUUGCUCUACCAUCCGGAAGACAGUCUUCCAUCGGAGAAGUCAACGAUAAACGAAAACUGGAAUUUUGCUUUUAACCGGUUAAUAAAUAUGUUUUGGGAAAGAAAUGACAGUACAGUACAGUAAUUGUAAAUAAGCAUUUUACAGUCGGUUCCUACAAAUAUGAGUUUGUUUCUCUUUCAUGGAGGAGAUUAUUUGCUGAGUUUUCAUUCCAAGUUAAUUACCAGUACUGCAUGAUCAACUAAGAUCUUUAACUGGAGAUGAUUGGAUUCUUCUAAUGUAAGUGUUUUGUCUUCUGUAGAGAAGAAAUCAACAACAUGUACAGUUGCAGACAGAUGAGUGGAGGUCACCUAGUCCACCAUCACAGUGGUGGGGUACUCGCUGCAAAUGAUAACAGUUACGUGUAAGCUAUCGGAGAGUUCCGGGUUUGAGGGAUUCCGGCUAACGAAGAUAUUAAUGUAUCCAUAAACUUUUCCUUUUUUCUAACUUUUAAGUCAUUUCCUGUAAAGUGUUUAACCCCCAGGCACCAGUUAAGGAAUACAUGUGCAGUCAACAAGAAGAAAAUCUUCACCUGGACCGAUGAGUUUCAAAAUGAACACUAUGACUCCUGUUGUUUUGGUAGAGUUGAUUUAUAUGAUUGUGAGAUACAUUUCUUAAUGGUUAUGAUUUAUCUUCAGUCUAGUGCUUCUUUUUUAUUUCAAGAAAUUAGAUAGGAUGAAAUAUAUUAACUCCAAAAAACAAAGACAGUAGAAUUUACAACGUUGUUUUACUCACAUUAAAAAUUAUUUCCACCGUAGGAGCCGAGUUGCCAUGUGGAAUACAAUACGUAUUAUGAAAGGGAAUAGCUAAUGGUGGAUCCUUACCAACAUAAUACUGUUGUUAACAUUGUUUUCAACAUUGUUGAAAAGAAAGGUGAAAUAAUCACAUAAUCCACACCAGUCAUAUUUCUGUUGGUGGCAAUGCUUCCAACAUUAAUGCUGCAAACAUUUUUGUGUAAUAUUCACAAUACAGGUAUUAUUGAUAACAUAGUUCCCAACAACACAUAACCAACAUUGUUGUAUUUAUGUGGAUCCACCUAAAUUAAGAGACCGGGCUGGUGGCGUCCAUGCCUUGGAGGCUAAAUACAGUGUCGUUGAAGCAGGGAGCCCUACACUACAUAUUGAUGGAAAUCAAAUGUGUCUAAAUAUUGUUUCCCUUUCAUAUAAAAAAUUACCUAACUAACCAUGACACUCUAGCUAUGAGAAUGGCAUCUUUGCAUUUUACUUAUUUACCUUGUAUGAACCUUUCUGUCCACUCCCUAAAUUGUUUAUUUUAAUUCAUUUAUUUUCGUAUACAUACGUACAGUAAUAGCAUGCGAUCGUAAUCAUCCUGAAACUUCUACUGCCUAUUGCUUUCAUAAUUCACCGAUAUUAUAACCUUAUUUUCCAUCUUAUAACGUGAUUAACAGUAAGAAUUACCCUGGUAGAUUAAAGUUACUAUGUUGAAAUAAAGAUAACCAACCACUAAAAUGUGUUUUUAACAAUGACAAUUAGCUUAACAAUGUUCUUAAGCUAUGCUUUCAGUUGUAAAUUAAAUUUGUAUUUGUCAUCGUCAUUCAUUUACUCAUUAAAUUGAAUUUUUUUUUGCUCAAAACACAAUGGGAUAUCUUUAUUACAGCAAAUGGCAGGAAUAGAGUAACUAGCAACUCCACAUAUUGUUGUUGUUGUCAUAACAGGAAAAUGGCACUACCAAUAUAUGCCAAGACUCAAGAUCUUCACCCCUGGGUCUGAUGACCUUCCAAAUGAUCAACGUUACUGAGGUCGUGUUCAUUUCACAGGGUUAGUACUUAUUUCUGAUUGUGUAACAAAUAUGAUAUAUCCUGUAUAUCACUUCCAGUUAAAAUAUAGAAAUUAACAGUCAUACAUAGAAGAGAUUAACAAAAAAGAAACACUAUUAUAUUAUUACUGUAUAUACUAUGCCGUAUACCCACAUAAGAAAUGUCUUCCACCAUAGGAAAAAAAGAUUACACAGAAAAGGAAUUUCACCUAUUAUAAGUUGAAGCGAGGUUCCUGUUGCUCCUCAGUAUUAUAACUUAUAUUUGAUUUAAAAUACUGUAACAUUAUUGGGUGAAAUAUAAAACCUUAUCCAAGAGGAAAAAAAUAUAAAUUACUAUGUUUUGUAAGCCAUACACACUAUUUCACAUCUGGAGACAAAUUGCUGUCAAGAAUCAAAUCCACUAUGAAACCUCUUUACUAUACCAUAUGUUAAGAAAUUGGGUUAAUUGGAAUUAACUGUAAGUCAUAAUCACAAAAUAAAUACAUUGACUGUUGAUUAACACA
This is a messenger RNA of Homarus americanus (American lobster), 9449 nucleotides long. Its product is annotated as thioredoxin-related transmembrane protein 1-like. Bases 33 to 1028 code for a protein of 331 amino acids. The transcript is spliced from 7 exons. The record is from RefSeq and is a predicted model, not a curated record. Lineage: Eukaryota; Metazoa; Arthropoda; Malacostraca; Decapoda; Nephropidae.